Tripterygium wilfordii is the source of this 2231-nucleotide messenger RNA. RefSeq names its product ABSCISIC ACID-INSENSITIVE 5-like protein 1. Lineage: Eukaryota; Viridiplantae; Streptophyta; Magnoliopsida; Celastrales; Celastraceae. The coding region runs from base 978 to 2033 and encodes 351 amino acids. Gene Ontology annotation, biological process: positive regulation of DNA-templated transcription. Gene Ontology annotation, cellular component: nucleus. The transcript is spliced from 4 exons. Gene Ontology annotation, molecular function: DNA-binding transcription factor activity. The record is from RefSeq and is a predicted model, not a curated record.
GAGAAGCCUAAAUCAAUAGCAAACUCAAUCUCUACAGAUACAGAAAAGCAUCAACUGACUAACAAGUUUGCACCACCAAUCGAAAUGGAGACCUACAAGAAAAAGCUUUUGGGUCCAUCGAUACUAAAAUCGAAUAGCGACUUGUUCUGGUGGCUUCUCAAUAAGCCAAGCCUAGAAACGAAGACAAAGUUCACUCUUACUUAGGCAUUUUAUCGAACACGUUGCAGGCAUAUGCAAAUUUAGAACUCUCAAGACACAUCGGAGUGCCAUUACAUAUAAGAUCGUACCAUUUAAUAGAAGCAGCGAAGAAGAGUUUACCUCAGGAUGCGGAGACACGCAGUCGUAUGCAUUAUAUGAAUCCGCAUCGUCAUUAGUCAUUACUCGGGCGCCGCUCUUGAUCAAUGAUUUGUGCAUGCCGACCUUUGUUGAUCGAGUUGUCACAUCACAUCGACCCCAAGUGAUGUUUCAGAUUAUACCCAUUUGGAUUUUCGUACUCUUUCAUGCGAUUGGUCGACAAUUACAAUAUUCUACAGCCUCGAAACACCAUGACUUGAUUCGUUGCUUCGAUUGGUUCCCUAAAACUUUUUACAGUGAGUGAAAAUAUGAAAUCUUCUCAGCAUUUGACCUCUGUAUCAUUUAUGAAGAAGACGGUAGGGGAUGCACCUGUCAUACAAUCCAAAGCAGGGGUAUUAAGAAAAAGAUGCCUUUUUAUGGUUUGAAUUGGCAGAAGAAUCAGGGCAUGUGGCAGAUACGUGUCAAGAAACUGAAACAGAUUGCCAUGUUUUUAAUAGAGUCCAUGGCAGUUACGGUAUUAGUAGUCCCACAUACUACUGCUCUUCUUCUUCAUCUCUCUUAUUGUUUCCUCCGCUUCAACAGCCACAUGCAUGCACUUCGCUUGGCUUUUCCUUUCUUCAAUUCCACAAUGAGAUCACACUCACACUCAGAGACCUGAUUCCUGCUCUCAAUUAUGCUACGCAAUGGCACUUGUUGAAUCAGAAAGCAUGGGCUACGUUGACAACAUUAAACCAGAAUCCCAAUCACAACAGCCAUUACAAGACGAGUCCAUGAAGGCUGAUCCAAACAAUGUAGCUUCAUUUAACAAGCAGAGUUCAAUCUUGUCGCUCACCCUCGAUGAAAUCCAGCUCAAGAGUGGGAAGAGUUUCGGGUCCAUGAACAUGGACGAGUUCCUAGCCAAUUUGUGGAGUGUCGAUGAGAAUCAACUUCCCCCGCAGCCUAUGUUACAAAACGAACCAACCAACUAUACCAAUGGCAUUGCGAAUCAAGCAACUCUGCAGCGGCAAGCUUCUUUAUCGGUCCCUGCCACUCUUUGCAAGAAAACUGUUGAUGAAGUGUGGUUUGAGAUCCAAAAGGAGCACAAUCCUAACAAUGUGUGUCGUGUUCGUGGACCUCCUCAGCGCACACAGACCUUGGGAGAGAUGACAUUGGAAGAGUUUCUAGUACAAGCAGGGAUCGUUCAAGGCGCUCCGAUGUCUUCUCAGCAACGAAUGGUAACAGCUAUUCAAAGCAAUAACAAUGGCAACACUACUGCUUGUUUGGAUGCAAACUUCCAAAUGGGGCAUGUGUUGGGGAUAGGCUUCUCGGCUCACCCAAGCCUUAAUGGUUUUGCGACGUACCAAACGUUCUCACAAAACAAAAUGUUAGGAGGAGAAUCAUCCAGCAAUGGUACUGCAAAUGAAAAUUGCCAUCAUAAUUUGAUGGACUCCAACGGGCAGAAGAACAAAAAGAGGAUAAUUGAUGGUCCUCCGGAGAUUGUAGUGGAGCGAAGACAACGCAGGAUGAUAAAAAACCGCGAGUCUGCUGCCAGGUCUCGCGCUAGAAAGCAGGCUUACACAGUAGAAUUGGAGCUGGAGUUGAAUCUACUUAAAGAAGAGAAUGCUAAGCUGAAACAAAUUGUGGAGGAAAUUGAGCAGAAAAGGAAGCAAGAGGUUAUGAAUAAGAAGAAAACAACGAUGGCGCAAAAGAAAGCUUACAAGUUGAGGACAAUGAGAAGGACAUUGAGCUUAUCUUGGUGAAUGCGAUCGAGCAUGAGAGAUCAGUUUAAACAUCUUCUUCAGUAGAUAGUAAAGAGUGAUAUAUAUAUCCUAGCAUAGUAAUAUACUACAGUGUCAAUUUGUCAUCGACAUUGUGUAUAAAUAAGUAGGUGUAUCUGCAUGUAAUAUAUGUGUGUCACCAUGCAUUAUAUGUAAAUUAAUUUUACUUAUAAUACCACU